Molecule: messenger RNA, 2177 nt
Organism: Propithecus coquereli (Coquerel's sifaka)
Lineage: Eukaryota; Metazoa; Chordata; Mammalia; Primates; Indriidae
Gene: CD5L
Product: CD5 molecule-like
Exons: 6
Coding region: 166-1203 (345 amino acids)
Cellular component (GO): membrane
Source: RefSeq, a predicted model, not a curated record
CUGUCCCCUGAAUCCAUUGGUUUCUGGUCAUUUGAUAAUGCUUUGACGCACACAGGACCUGCCUCUCUCCUCCCUCUUAGAGUACUAAAGCCCAAACUAAAUAUCGCUGUUUGGGGCCUCCUUUCAUUCUUAAAUUCCAGCUCAUCACCUUCAGCUGCCUGAGUUAUGGCUCUGCUAUUCUUCUUCAUCCUUGCCAUUUGUACGAGGCCUGGACUCUUAGAGUCUCCAUCAACAGUGCGGCUGGUGGGAGGCUCCCACCGGUGUGAAGGACGGGUGGAGGUGGAACAGGAUGGCCAGUGGCACUUGGUGUGUGAUGACGACUGGGACAAGAACGACGUGGCUGUGGUGUGCCGGGAACUGGGCUGUGGAGCAGCCAAGGAAGCCCUUGGUGGUAUUUUAUAUAAACCACCGCCAGAAAAAUGGCAAAAAUUUCUUUUUCAAAAUGUCAAUUGCAGUGGGAUCGAAGAUACACUGGCUCACUGUGAAAAAGAUGAAGAUAUUAUUGAUUGUUCUCUCAACGAGGCUGCUGGGGCGUUGUGUGAGGACGCAGACAGCCCAGUUUUUGAGGAGGUGAGGCUGGCUGACGGCCCUGGGCCCUGCAAGGGGAGAGUGGAGGUGAAGUACCAGGACCAAUGGAGCCCUGUAUGCAAAACAGGCUGGAACCUCAAGGCCACAAAGGUGGUGUGCCACCAGCUGGGAUGUGGGAGGGCCAUACUGGCCCAAAAAUACUGCAACAAGGCUACACAGGGCCAAGGCCCCAUCUGGCCGAGCCAGAUAUCAUGCUCAGGAAAAGAAAUAACCCUUCAGAAUUGCACUUCUGAGCCUUGGGGGAAGAACAACUGCACCUUUGAUGACCACGUGUGGGUUGAAUGUGAAGAUGUCUUUGACUUGAGACUAGUAGGAGGAGACAUGCCCUGCUCUGGGAGACUGGAGGUGCUUCACAAGGGUGUAUGGGGCUCGGUCUGCGAUGAUGGCUGGGGAAAAAAGGAGGACGAGGUGGUAUGCAAGCAACUGGGCUGUGGGAAGUCCCUCUCUCCAUCCUUCAAAGUCAGGAAAAGCUAUGGCCCUGGGGUUGGCCGCAUCUGGCUGGAUGAUGUUCGUUGCUCGGGGGAGGAGCAGUCCCUGGAGCAGUGCAAGCAUAGAUUUUGGGGGUAUCACGACUGCACCCAUAAGGAAGAUGUGGCUGUGAUCUGCUCAGAAUAGUAUCCGGGCCUUCCUGACGUUGGAGCCCCACUGGCUCCACCUGCCCCUGCCUGUUCUCCUGGGCCCUGAUUAUCCCAGUGCUCAUGGUGGGCCUCAGGCUUUGGCCACCACUCCCUCGUCUCCUCGGGAGUCAGAGCCCAGUGCUUACGCCUUGCUCUGAGGGCCAAGCAUCCCCAUCACCGCCUCUAGAUAAGAGCUGUUGAGUUCCUUCUUGCUUAGGAGGAUGAGCUUCCAGUUGCCCUAUGCUCACUGCUGACCCCUGGGCAUUGGUUCCAGCCUUUCCUGCCUCUCCCUAAGCUACCUGGAAUCAUCAGGCCUGUCACUUUGACCAGAUGUGCAGGCCAUUACUAAGGGAUGAUCUGUGUCUGUAAACAACAUGAAAGGACUGAAACAACGAAAGGAACAUUUGAAAGGAAACAUGGGUAGACAAUAUUUUGGAACUAGUUUUUUUGAACUCUUUUUUCCCUCAGACUUCAGGUGAUCACAAUAAUAACUAACCUCACUACUCUGCUGUUUCUAGACCAUUUUUUUUUCAGGAGCAGAGCAUCAUUCUAUAAUCCUAGAACUUUUCAUGACAAUUAAGAAAAGAUGUUUCAUCCUCUGAUUGCCCUAAUAAAUUACUUUUCUUGUCCAUCCCUAUACAACCUGGCAACAUGGUUGGCAUUUAACAAGAGGAGUUUCACAAAUACAUUUUACUUUAUCCAAGGAAAAAUGUAUUGGUUACUGGGAAAAUGUCAAGAAAGAGGCAGAGAGAGGUUGGAGAAGUCUAAAGUUGCAUCUCCUGACAAUCAGAAAAUACCAUUUUCAGUUUAUCAAAGGAGACUUUGGAGCCUGCAAGCCUGAGGCAAGACAGGAUGAUACUAAGAAGAGAGUCAAGAUUUAGUUGUAAAAAUCGGCAACUAUAGACUCUGAGGCUAAGCUGAGUACUUAUCAAAUGGCUACAUUUACACUGUCUAAUACAUUAAAUCUCACAG